This is a messenger RNA of Dentiscutata erythropus, 345 nucleotides long. NCBI's taxonomy places the organism in Eukaryota, Fungi, Glomeromycota, Glomeromycetes, Diversisporales, Gigasporaceae. The record is from the annotation of a GenBank genome assembly.
AUGCCAGAAACAUAUGAACUAGAAGAAAGUGAAUCGGAUGACGAACCUGAAUAUGAAAUACCAGAGAUCAAUAAUGCUACUAUGCUAGUUAGCGAUCUUCUGUAUGAAACCAACCUGGCAGCCCAAGAAUUAGAAAGUAACAUUAAUGAAUAUAUUGAUAUGAUUGACCAGCCAACCAUGACUGAAGACAUAUUAACAGAUGAUGUAACUAUGGCUGAGGCCAUUGAAGUAUUGGAAAAGGUUAUAAGAUACCAGGAAAGCCUUGAUUUUGGAAUUGGGUUUGAUAAGUAUGAAUUAGCUGCAUUGAGAAAAAGACUCAAGGAAUGGAGAUCUGAAAAAAAAUAA